CAAAGCAUUUAGUGUCGAAAAAAAAAAUUGAAAACUCUGGUCAAUAUGCAGGUUAAUUUCUAGGUAGUCUAAGGCUGGGGGAUGAAUAUUUUCAGGCUGCAGAUUACCCUAAAAACAGACUGAUUUCUUUUUCAAUUCGUUAACAGUUUUGUGUCAGAAAAACUGGGCCUCAAAUUUAACAUGACCUUUUCGUUUUACCUGCCAUACCCUCCCUCCACUUUUGCUUUUGUAUAAGAAUUGUUCUUUUCUUCCUUUAAUUAGGCCUUAAAAAAAUCCACAGGUGUAGUGAAUUAGCCUCAUAGAAAUAACUGGCUAGUCAUUGGGGCUGAGAAAAAACCUUAAAGUAAGUCCUGUGCCUAAUUCCACUAUGAAAAGGUUUUAGAAAAUCCUUCCAGUUUCAAUAAAAAACUGGACUUAAAAAAAACAAAACCCUGAGGUGGUAUUUUGUGUUUCCUUUUUUGCUUAUCAACUUUCAGAUGAAAUGAUAUGCCCUACAUCAUUCCUCUCUUUGUGCCUUUCAGAUUGACUUGUUUGCUUACGCAUAAUCUUUGCAAGGUGUUUUUUAAAAACCAUUUUCUGAAAAAUGAAAAUGCAUUUUGUUGAUGGUUUCUGGGCUUUUAUUUUUCAAUAAAAUUGGUGCCCAAGGUUUUUAAUUUACCUGGAGUCAGGUGGGUGGUGCGCCUCUCAUUCUGUGUUUCACUGUUCAGGUUUUGCCGAGUUCGAGGACUAGCUAGCGAGGACUUCCUUCCAUGAACUUGGCGGGAGUAACGUGUUUCAGAGCACUCUGCUGCAAGGGACCACCUCCUGCACGACCAGAAUAUGACUUGGUUUGCAUAGGCCUCACAGGCUCUGGCAAGACCAGUCUGUUAUCGAAGCUCUGCAGUGAAAGCCCUGACAACGUCGUGUCAACCACAGGUUUUAGUAUAAAAGCAGUGCCAUUCCAGAAUGCCAUCUUGAAUGUAAAAGAACUUGGAGGGGCUGAUAAUAUCCGGAAAUACUGGAGUCGAUACUACCAGGGAUCUCAAGGGGUAAUAUUUGUAUUAGACAGUGCUUCUUCAGAAGAUGAAUUAGAAACUUCUAGAAAUGAACUGCACUCAGCUCUUCAGCACCCACAAUUAUGCACUUUACCCUUUUUGAUAUUGGCCAAUCAUCAAGACAAGCCAGCUGCUCGAUCAGUACAAGAGGUCAAAAAAUAUUUUGAACUUGAGCCACUUGCACGUGGAAAACGCUGGAUUCUGCAGCCCUGCUCGCUGGACGACAUGGAUGCGCUGAAAGACAGCUUCUCUCAGCUGAUAAACUUGUUAGAAGAAAAAGACCACGAAGCUGUAAGAAUGUGAAAUCUGGCAAAGAAAACGGGUUCCAAAUACGCCUUGAACCUAUCAUGUUAAUUUCUCAUUUUAAUUUUAUUUUGUAUCAAGAUUAUAAUGGCUUCAGUAUCUAUUUUCCUCUAUCUCAGUCUCUCAUCUCUCUAUUAAAGUGAAUAUUCUGUAAAUCAGGUGAAUUAUCAUCGGCAUUAAUGUCAAGUAUACACUACUGAGAGAGAAUAUGUAUUCUCUGUUUACCACUAAUUAUCUUCAUGGCAUGUCUCUUCCUUCUGUUGUUCUAUGCGUCUCUUCUCAAUCCUGUGCUGAAAUGGUUGGAAAUCAGAUCCCUUAUGAAGGACUCAGGGAGACUCACAGAUCCUUGACUCAUUUUCCCUGGGUUUGGAGGUGGAGUAUUGUAUGACUGGGAAUCCUCAUACACGUUUUAUUUUCAGGACCUCUUGGCGGUUUUACUUUAUCUUUUUCAUUUUUUGUAUACUGGCCUUAUAUAUUAUGAGAGAAAAAUGAGCACCAAAAACUUCAAUUCUUCACCUUAUCAAAAUGAAUAUCUUGCCAUAAUAAAUGUACUUUGGGAACAUAAAGGCAAGAUGCAUCAUGUUUUCUCAAUUACAUCCUAUUCCCCUCUCUCUUCUGAGAGCAACGACAUUGUUUAAGUGUUUGAGAGGAGUUAAGGGAAUUCAGGCACGAUGUAUGACCACCAAUUACUAGUUCGUCAAGUCCUUAAAUAUUUUUCUAAUGGAGAGGUUAUCCUGCAUAAAGUCAGCUGCAACAUAAUAUAAGUAUCUUUUUCUAAAAAAUCUUAGGAGUCUGAUUGAAAUAGAGAAAAGAAUUUUUAAAAUAAUAAAUGCAAUUUUUAAAUACAGUCAAAUGAAGUACAGUUUAUACAGGCUAGGAUUUAAGCUGGCAUGGAUUUGACAAAGAUAACAAAGAAUCAUCUGUAUAUUCAUUCAUUAAGUGCUAAUGGUGUUUAAUGGAGUCGGUUAAUGUCUCCAUCUGGUAAUUAAAGGUCUAUCAGUAUUUCUAUUAUAAACCUCUAUUUUCAGGGGUUUCAACAUGCCCUUAAAAAUGUGCUGGGGCAGCAGCAAAUAAAUAAUUUUAGGGCCCGGAUUCAGUCUUUGGAACUUUUUUCAUUUAAUUUAAUGGUAAAAUUACAUAAAGAUAAGUGUAUAGUUUUACUAAGGCUUGGUGCCUUUGACCUUUU
Molecule: messenger RNA, 2523 nt
Organism: Talpa occidentalis (Iberian mole)
Lineage: Eukaryota; Metazoa; Chordata; Mammalia; Eulipotyphla; Talpidae
Gene: ARL15
Product: ADP ribosylation factor like GTPase 15
Exons: 5
Coding region: 750-1337 (195 amino acids)
Molecular function (GO): GTP binding; GTPase activity
Source: RefSeq, a predicted model, not a curated record